Messenger RNA from Mollisia scopiformis, 1570 nucleotides. RefSeq lists its product as uncharacterized. The transcript has a single exon. NCBI's taxonomy places the organism in Eukaryota, Fungi, Ascomycota, Leotiomycetes, Helotiales, Mollisiaceae. The record is from RefSeq and is a predicted model, not a curated record. Bases 11 to 1177 code for a protein of 388 amino acids.
GUAUUUGGAGAUGGUUACGAGUGUGGAGGGGGAUGGGGAGGAGGAGGGAGAGGUGUAUGUGGGUAAUACGGUGACGAAUCAGUGGUUGUUUGAGAGUUUGAGGGAGCAGAAGGGGGAGGUGAGACUUGAGACUUUGUUAUCGUAUGCAAGGUACUUUGGCGCGACGUGUCGUUCGGAUUACUUCUAUGCUGUGCGCGGGAUGUGGAAUCCUUCUUCUGCUCUCCUGAAAGAGCUCAGGGAAUCGAUCAAGCCCGAUUACAAAGUCCCAGUCGAGGACGUAUUUACGGCUGCUACGUACGCUAGUAUCGUCGAAGCGGGGGAUCUGAAUAUCCUUUGUUUGGUGGAGGAUUAUUCGUUAAGGGAAGCGUCGGGGAUAGAGGAGAAGAUGAAUCUCCCGUCUUGGGUUCCAGAUUGGAGUAUAACGCCUAUCGCGGAUCCGCUGGCUAUGAACCCGCGUCCGGAGAAGGGGGAGGAGCGUUGGACUGCUGGAAGAUCUCUCCCCUAUAGCACUCCUCUUGCGCCCAUUGACGGCCAUCUGGGUGUAACGGGGGUGGAAGUCUCAAUUAUAACUUCUACAGCAGAAGACAAUGAGAUUUUCGGAUUACUGGAAUUCCUCUCCCUCCUUUCAUCUAAUCCGACCCAGGCAGAAAAAAUCAUAGAAUCUUUCUGGCGCACAAUAAUCAAAGAUACAUACCGCGAUCAACCGGCCUCUGAGUCCGCUAGGAGGGCAUUCAAAGGCUAUCUCUCUGCUCGCGUUUAUGAACUUGGAGAAGAGACUGAAGGAAUAGAAGAGCUUCUCAAUGAAAUUUCGGUGAGAGAUAAAAGUGGAACGAUGCCGAGCUGGGAGGAGGUAAGCGAGGUUAUCGAGAAAGAAAAGGGGGAUAGGGAGUUCAAGGGUGUGAAUGAGGAGGAGAGGUUCUUUGGGGAGAGUGUUAGGGUUGCGUGUGUGGGACGGACGAUGUUUUGGACCGGCGGAGAAGAAGUUGGUGAGUUGGGGUUGGGCCCUUUGGAGACGAAUGUUGGGGAUAGGGUUUGGGUUUUGGCUGGGAUGGAUGUACCGGUCGUUUUGAGGAAAGUGGAAGAAGGGUGGCGGUUCAUUGGCGAAUGCUUUUUGGGGAGUCUUGUGGAGGGUAUCGGGGGAAGGAGAGGGGAAGUGAAGGAUGCUGUAUUGGUGUGACAAAGAGGGACAUGGGAUGGAGAAAAGCAGGUACAAGUGGAAUCGGACAGGGGAACGAGGUUGUUUUAUUUAUAAUGCCAAGAGCUGACAGCCUUUGUACUUAAGAUAACGCUCAAAGCGGACUAGUGUUCUAAUGCGUGCUAGGAUCGCGUUUUUGGUUAUGGACUUUGAGUAGGCAAAGUAUUUGGAUACUCAUGUUAAAUAUCAUCUCAUCUCGAAAGUCUGGCUAGAAAAGAGAGUUCUUGCUGAUGUGAGGUGGCCAUUCAGGACCGGAGAUUGAUCACUUAGCGAAGUACGUGCAACAGACGACAUCUUCGGAGAGAGAUGCUGUGAAGGUCUGUUCAAAAAUUACUCAACUAUGCAAAAUCUCAAGGUUUCUUCGUCCCCCCACUC